Messenger RNA from Asparagus officinalis (garden asparagus), 964 nucleotides. RefSeq lists its product as uncharacterized. Lineage: Eukaryota; Viridiplantae; Streptophyta; Magnoliopsida; Asparagales; Asparagaceae. Bases 36 to 734 code for a protein of 232 amino acids. The record is from RefSeq and is a predicted model, not a curated record. The transcript is spliced from 2 exons.
CCUCUCUCCUCUCUGCAACAACAAAAACAACGACGAUGCCGACCAUCCGUGAGAUGAUCUCCUUCCACAAUUUGGAACGACAGAUCUAUGGGAGACUCGUCUCUUUAGGGAAUCCUAUAACAACCUCUCGCAGCAUUUUAGCACUGUGGAUGUAUUUGCAGUUCAUCGGCGUCGAUCUUCUUACCUACAUCCGCGAUUGCAGAGAAGACUCGGUGAUCGAACACUUUAUUUCAGAGGCUGGGUCUAUACUACAGAUUGUCAGAGCAGGUGUUCGUCCGAUGAGAGAACGCCUAGGCAUUCCUUAUACUGGCUCCAUGGCCGUUGAGCAAUUGAACUUGCGAUUCUUCUACUUCAAUAAGGAUGCCAUUGCGAGAGGGAUGGAUUACAUUUUGGAUGGUAUCGGCACAAUCAUAUUCAACCCUGAUAUGAAUGACUCUGGUGGUCUUUAUUAUAACAGGGUCGCACCGAACGCUGUAGACUGCAAAACUCUGCUUAUCGCUUUUCAUGAUUCUGUGCCGAGGAAAGAGGAUAUCUUGGAAUUUUUCGGAAGGAGAUGGGGCCAUUGCAUAGAGGAUGUGACGAUUGAGCAAACACCAAGAGGAGUGAAGCCAGUUUAUGGAAGGAUUGUGAUCACAAGUGAAGCUUUGGUUGAAGCCAUAUUCAACAAUAGGCCCGUGCUUUCAAUGGAGAUCAAUGGGAGUACAACCACUGUCAGGAAGUUCGCCCCCAACUGAAGUUUCAAAGGCUGAACCAGAAUAAAAGCAGGAAGAGUGAAGUUCGUUUCUCUGCGGUCGCAUUUUAAAUAAAGUUUGUUUGUUUGUUUUCGUAGGUUUCAUCAGAGUUGGAGACUCUGAAGUAUUAUUAUUAUCCCAUAUGAAUAUGGGGUUUCUAUUUGCGUGUUGUAAUUGAAAACUUUGUUUGAGUUUCAAUCUGAAGUAUCUGUAAUAAUGAAGCUACUAUAUUA